This is a messenger RNA of Triticum dicoccoides, 2824 nucleotides long. Its product is annotated as inactive leucine-rich repeat receptor-like serine/threonine-protein kinase At1g60630. The transcript has 2 exons. Gene Ontology annotation, biological process: protein phosphorylation. NCBI's taxonomy places the organism in Eukaryota, Viridiplantae, Streptophyta, Magnoliopsida, Poales, Poaceae. Bases 469 to 2571 code for a protein of 700 amino acids. The record is from RefSeq and is a predicted model, not a curated record. Gene Ontology annotation, molecular function: protein binding; protein kinase activity; ATP binding.
AUCACUGUGCUGUGCUGCCUCUGUUUACCACCACCAUGCUCCACUCCAGCAGGUCGCAAAGUUAAUCAUCCACCUCCGUCAGUUCAGAGUCAGAGAGCAUGUGGUGCACUCCACUAGUACCCAGCCUCAGAGUAUGGAGUCCAGUGUUAAUUGGCGAGCAGAGCUGCCUUUCUUCCUCCUCUCGCUCUCCGGCAAGCCGGCCGCCGGCCCACACUCACUCACGCACGCACGCAAGGACGCACGCUGCCGCAUUUAGUUAAGCAGCAGCUCAAUAGCUCAUGCCCCGUCCCUCUCCCCUUUUCCUUUCCUUUCCGGAGAAGAGAUCCAAGGCAGCCUUGUCCGUUUCUACUCUUUUACACCUAGCUCGCUCACUGCUCCCCCGCCCAUCAUCAAUGCCGCCCACCCGCCAUUGCUGACCUCCCCUUCCUGCCACUGCCUUCCUUCCUUCACUCCACACUCCACCACACCAUGAAGCCCCCCGGAGCCGGAGCCCUCUCGCCUCGCCACCUCCUGCCCCUCCUCCUCCUCCUGCUCUACCACCUCGCCGCCGCCGGCACCGCAGCAACCGACGCCGACGCGCUGCUGGCACUAAAAUCCUCCCUCGACGCAUCCAACCGCCUCCCGUGGCACCCCUCCACGGCCCGCACCCUCUGCACCGCCUGGCCGGGCGUGCGCCAGUGCGACCCCGCCGGCCGCGUCACCAAGCUGGUCCUCGAGAACCUCAACCUCACGGGCCCGCUCACCGCCGCCCUCCUCGCGCCGCUCGGCGAACUCCGCGUCCUCAGCCUCAAGGCCAACGCGCUCUCCGGCCCCGUCCCCGACGGGCUCGCCGCCGCGCUCCCCAACCUCAAGCUGCUCUACCUCGCCGGCAACCGCCUCUCCGGCCCGCUCCCCGCCAGCCUCGCGCUGCUCCACCGCGCCACCGUGCUCGUGCUCUCCGGCAACCGCCUCUCCGGCCGGAUCCCGCGCGAGCUCGCCCGGGUGCCGAGGCUCACCUCGCUGCUGCUCGACGGGAACCUGCUGACGGGGCCGGUGCCCGCGCUGCCGCAGAGCACGCUCCGGGCGCUCGACGUCUCCGGCAACCGGCUGUCGGGCCAGAUCCCCGGCGUCCUCGCGAGGCGGUUCAACGCGUCGGCGUUCGCGGGCAAUGCCGGGCUCUGCGGGGCGCCGCUCGCCGUGCCCUGCGUCGCGGCGGCGGCCGCUCCCGGGCCGAUGUCGCUCUCCCCCGCCACCGCCGCGUUCGCGCCGCUCCCUCCCCCCGGCGGGUCCGGUGGCAGCAGCGGCCGCCGCAGGAAGGCCGCGAUAAUCGCCGGGUCGACGGUGGCGGGCGCGGUGGUGCUGGCCCUGCUGGUCGCGGCGGCGGUGACCGCGUCUCGGCGCGGGCGCGGGCGCAACAAGCGCGUGGCCGGCGACGUGGACAAGGGCGGGCUUGGCACGCCAGAGGAGCAGGCGGAGGAGGACCACCAGCAGCAGCACCGGUCGGCCAACGCAGCACUGCCGCCAGCGACGAACUCAGCGGCGGCGGCGGUGGGCGGUCGGGAGUUCUCGUGGGAGCGGGAGGGGAUCGGGAGGCUGGUGUUCUGCGGGGGCGCGGCGGAGGCGUACAGCCUGGAGGAGCUGCUGCGGGCGUCGGCGGAGACGCUGGGGCGCGGGGAGGCCGGGAGCACGUACAAGGCGGUGAUGGAGACGGGGUUCAUCGUGACGGUGAAGCGGAUGCGGUGCGGCGACGCGGGGGGCGCCGGCGGGGUGGGCGGCGGGGCUCUGGAGUUCGGGCGGCGGGCGGAGGAGCUGGGCAGCGUGCGGCACCCGAACGUGGUGGCGCUGCGGGCAUACUUCCAGGCCAAGGAGGAGCGGCUGCUGGUGUACGACUACUACCCCAACGGCAGCCUCUUCUCCCUCGUCCACGGGUCUCGGCCGUCGAGCAAGGGCAAGCCGCUGCACUGGACCUCCUGCAUGAAGAUCGCUGAAGACAUCGCCGCCGGCCUGCUCCACCUGCACCAACAAUCACUUGUGCACGGCAACCUCAAGCCUUCCAACGUCCUCCUCGGCCCCGACUUCGAGUCCUGCCUCACCGACUACGGCCUCGUCCCCGCCCUCCACGCCGCCGGCGCCGACGCAUCCUCCGCAUCCCUCCUCUACCGCGCCCCGGAGACCCGCUCCUCCUCGUCCUUCACGGCGGCGUCCGAUGUGUACAGCUUCGGCGUGCUCCUGCUGGAGCUGCUUACGGGCCGGGCGCCGUUCCCGGACCUCCUGGACCAGCGCGGUGGUGCCGACGAGGUGACCGCCUGGGUGCGCGCCGCGCGCGAGGAGGAGAUGUCCACGGAGUCGGGCGGCGAGUCGGCCGCGUCCGGCGCCGCCGGCCCUGCCGAAGAGAAGCUGGGCGCGUUGGUUGGCGUGGCGGCUUCGUGCGUGGCCGCGGACCCCGGCGCGCGGCCGGCCACGGCCGAGGCGCUGCGGAUGGUGCGGGAGGCGCGCGCAGAGGCCAUGUCAUCGUCCAACAGCAGCGACCGCUCGCCCGCGCGCUGGUCCGACGCCGUCAUCGUCGGCGCGCCGGGGCCGCCGACGGACUGAUCAGUCCGGUCCGGUUAGCAUCUUCAGUUUCGUCGAUCGGAGGGAUCGAUCGAUGGAGCUGGAUAUAUACAUUUGAUUGAUUUGGAUGAGAUCGUCUCGAUCUCCAGUUAAGCUAGCUAGAUAGGAUUUUAUUUGGUUGGUUUGAUCAGUUGUUGGAUUUGUAGAUCGCGAGCUUUGAAUUGCGCCAUCGAUCAUCAUGUAGUUAAUUACUAGUUUGUGUCAUCGGAUUGAGCCAUGGAAGUAGUUACAAAGA